AUGACGGACCAGAGUUGUAGCAUACAAGUUGUUUUUGGUGGUCACAAGUAUGUUGUUCCUCUGCCUUCAAGUUGCGACGCGACGUUGCAAGACCUAACGAAGUCAAUUGAGAGCGUAGUGCACAUUCCAUUCCACAAACAAAGGCUAAUAUACAAAGGAAGAUCUUUAGCAGAUCCUGAUGCCCUAAUUUCUUCUUGUGGUCUUACUCCUGGAUCUAGAGUUAUGGUUCUUGGUUCAGUCGAAAAGCUUGACCCAGAUGAAGCGGAAAAGAUUACCAAAGCGAAAAGCGCAUCUGACUCAAUCAGUUUGGAAUUAGAGAAUCUCUCAAGAAAGCUGCAUAACAUCAAUGAUUCCAACAAUUCGGAGAUAACAAUGCACGUUAAGUCUACGAUUGACAUUAUGGAACGCUGUAUGCGUACUCUUGAGCUGUUGGACUCAAUGCGAUUACCUUACGAUUGCGAAAACGAACGCACUUGUCGUAAACAAUUGGUGGACACAAUUCAAGAAUUUCUUGUGCAAGCGGACAAGUUGAGAGGUAAAUUUUUAAAGUUGACAAAAGUCAAAGAUUGA
Heterobilharzia americana is the source of this 570-nucleotide messenger RNA. NCBI's taxonomy places the organism in Eukaryota, Metazoa, Platyhelminthes, Trematoda, Strigeidida, Schistosomatidae. The record is from the annotation of a GenBank genome assembly.